This is a messenger RNA of Hypanus sabinus (Atlantic stingray), 1047 nucleotides long. It is a transcript of the gene nenf, whose product is annotated as neudesin neurotrophic factor. Gene Ontology annotation, cellular component: endomembrane system; membrane. The transcript has 4 exons. Lineage: Eukaryota; Metazoa; Chordata; Chondrichthyes; Myliobatiformes; Dasyatidae. Bases 93 to 599 code for a protein of 168 amino acids. The record is from RefSeq and is a predicted model, not a curated record.
UGAAUGACAAGCGGUAUCCCGGAGCCCGGGGAGGUGCGGAACUAUUCCUGCCGUGUGAGUUCAGGAACCAGGGUUUGAGGAAGUAGAGUAAAAUGUCGGCGGGCAGAUUAGAGCGAUGUAUCUGGGUUACUUUCAUCAGUCUAAUUAGCUUAAGUGGGUUGCUCGCUGAUGAAGUUAAAUUGAAACGUUCACCCUCUCCACAGAAAGCUGUACGUUUGUUUACCGAAGAAGAGUUGUCUAAAUACAACGGGGAAGAGGACAAUCAACCGAUCUACAUGGCAGUUAAGGGAGUGGUGUUUGAUGUCUCAUUGGGAAAAGAAUUUUAUGGCAAAGGUGCCCCUUAUAAUGUACUAGCGGGGAAGGACUCAACAAGAGCUGUAGCAAAGAUGUCUUUGGAUCCCAAAGACCUCACGCAUGAUACUACUGGACUCACUGAAGAUGAGCUGCAGUCUCUAGAUAAUAUUUUCAACAGUUUAUAUAAGACCAAGUAUCCUAUUGUUGGCUAUACUGCACGUCGAAUUCUUAAUGAAGAUGGCAGCCCCAACAAAGACUUUAAACCUGAAGAUCAGCCCCACUUCAACAUCAAAGAUGAGUUUUAGUGUCCUCCCCCCUUGCAUUCAAAAAGUAUAUUCCAUUUUUUUUGUAUUUAAAGUAUAGUAGCAGGUUGAUACACUAUCUAGUACUAAAUGUAAAAAAAAAACAAGAACAUUGUUUAGUUGUGUAUUUGAAGCAAAUGCCUUUGUAAGAUUUAAUGGCUUUUAAAUUGUAUUUACUCACAUAUAUGAUUAUUCAAUCUUUUGCAAGAAGAAUCUUAAUCAGGUAUGUCCAUAUAUGUGAGAUAUUAAAUCUCUCUUUGUAUUUUUUAAAAUGCUUGUUUUGUUAUUUGGUUUGAAAUGACCUUUUGUAAAGAUCAUUCAUUGUGUCUGAAAAGGUAGUUACUGUUAGGAAUUAGAGAGCUAUUUGUGAAUCUAAAUAGAGCCAUGGUUUAUUUUCCACCAGUGUUUCCGAUCCACAACUAAGGAAUUAAAGAUGACACCUUUUCCUUUG